Molecule: messenger RNA, 927 nt
Organism: Maudiozyma saulgeensis
Lineage: Eukaryota; Fungi; Ascomycota; Saccharomycetes; Saccharomycetales; Saccharomycetaceae
Source: the annotation of a GenBank genome assembly
AUGUCACUUAAGGAAAUAACCAGACCAGAUAUUGUUAUGGCUGAAGAAGAAAUUGAUUAUGAAGCACUACCGUCGAAUGCCCCUUUAUCUCAUCAAUUAUUAGCUGGUGCUUUUGCUGGGAUUAUGGAACAUAGCGUAUUGUAUCCGAUAGAUGCGAUUAAGACUAGAAUCCAAUCAGCUACUUUAUCUAGUGGAUCAGAUAAUAUAUUGAAACAAAUUUCACGUAUUUCGACUGCUGAAGGUUCUUUAGCCUUAUGGAAAGGUGUUCAAUCUGUAAUUCUAGGGGCAGGACCUGCGCAUGCUGUCUAUUUUGCUACAUAUGAAUAUUCAAAAUCUUAUUUGAUUGAUCCAAAGGAUAUUAAUACACAUCAGCCUCUAAAGACUGCAGCUAGUGGUGCACUUGCUACUAUUGCUGCAGAUGCAUUAAUGAACCCAUUUGAUACCAUUAAACAAAGGAUUCAAUUGAAUACUAAUUCUUCGGUAUGGAAUUUAACUAAGAAUAUAUAUAGUACCGAGGGUUUAUCCGCAUUUUAUGUAUCUUAUCCAACUACUCUAGCUAUGAAUAUUCCAUUUGCUGCAUUCAAUUUCAUGAUAUAUGAAUCUGUUACAAAAUUUUUCAAUCCUCGUAAUGAUUAUAAUCCUUUAAUUCAUUGUCUAUGUGGUGGUAUUAGUGGUGCUACAUGUGCAGCAAUCACUACACCUUUAGAUUGUAUAAAAACUGUUUUACAAGUCAAGGGAAGUAAGAGUGUACAAUUGAAUGUAAUGAGAACAGCAGAUACAUUUGGGAAAGCUUCGGCUGCUCUAUAUUCAACGUAUGGUUGGAAGGGUUUCUGGAGAGGUUUGAAACCAAGAAUUAUUGCUAAUACUCCAGCAACUGCUAUCUCUUGGACUGCCUACGAAUGUGCCAAGCAUUUCUUAAUUAAAUAG